Trifolium pratense (red clover) is the source of this 3635-nucleotide messenger RNA. Its product is annotated as protein-tyrosine-phosphatase MKP1. The transcript has 3 exons. Lineage: Eukaryota; Viridiplantae; Streptophyta; Magnoliopsida; Fabales; Fabaceae. Gene Ontology annotation, molecular function: actin filament binding; protein tyrosine/serine/threonine phosphatase activity. Gene Ontology annotation, biological process: protein dephosphorylation. Bases 625 to 3204 code for a protein of 859 amino acids. The record is from RefSeq and is a predicted model, not a curated record.
AAUUACUUUUGACCAAAAAAAAUGACAUGAAAAUAAUAACACUCUCUCACACAAUACAAGUACUAUUUAGAUGACUCAACCUUUCCCCUCCCUCCUAUAAACACCACUUCUUCUUCCUUGCUCAUUCAACAACUCAACACCCCUUCUUUUCCCAAUUCCAAUUCCCUUAAAAAAGAUAAAAAUAAAAAAACACCUAUCUUUCAAAUCCCAAAAUCACCCAUCUUCAAAAUUUAUAAAAUUAUUACAGCAAAAAAUAAAAUAAAAAAUCCUUUUUUAUUUUUAUUUUUAUGUUGUUUCAUUUUAUAUUUGAUUGAUUGAUUGAUUUUAUUUUAAUUUUUCACUUCAAGAUUCCCAAAUCCUAUUUUCAUUUUCAUCACUAAAAUUUCUAUCAAUUUAUCUUUUUUCUUUCUCUUUCAAAUGCUUCAUCCUUAGAUUAGAUUGCUUCAAUUUCACAAAAUUCUCCUCAAUGCGCACCGUUUUGUUCUAUCGAAGAAAACCUAGUUUCUAGGGUUAGAAUCUAGUGUUAGGGUUCACAAAAUCUCCUCAAAUUCUCUCUUCUCUUUCAACAAGUUUCCAUCUUUGUUCAAAACCCAUCAAAUUGUUGCGAUUACGAACCGAUUUGGCAUGGUGGGUAACGACGAUGCUCGAGCUCCAUGCCACCUUUCAAAUUCCCGAAAAAUGUUUUGGCGCUCUGCUUCGUGGUCUUCCGCUCGUACAUCCGCCGCAAACCCUUCCGGAGAAUCGGAAUCGAAUUUCUCAGAUCCCAAUUCCGGUGUUGAGAAUACCAACCGGAGAUUCCCUCCGCCGCCGUUGACGCCUAGGUCGCAGCAAAAUUGUAAGGCACGGUCGUCGUGUUUGCCGCCUCUUCAGCCUCUUUCGAUUGCUCGCCGGAGUUUGGAUGAGUGGCCGAAAGCGAGUUCCGACGAUAUCGGGGAGUGGCCACAACCACCUAUUACUCCUGGUGGGAGAGGUAAUGGUAGUAGCAAUAGUAAUAGUACUAAUAACAAUGGUGAAAGAUUGAAACUUGAUUUGUCUACAAUUCAGCAGAAUAAUAAUCCUGAUAGUAGGAAUAAUGGUGGACUUGUGAAGAGAGAUAAGAUUGCUUUUUUCGAUAAGGAAUGUUCUAAAGUUGCUGAACAUGUUUAUCUUGGUGGUGAUGCUGUUGCUAAAGAUAGGGAAAUUUUGAAAAGAAAUGGGAUUACUCAUGUUUUGAAUUGUGUAGGUUUUGUGUGUCCUGAGUAUUUCAAAGCUGAUUUUGUGUAUAGGACUUUGUGGCUACAAGAUAGUCCUAGUGAGGAUAUUACUAGUAUUUUGUAUGAUGUAUUUGAUUAUUUUGAGGAUGUUAGGGAAAAGAAUGGGAGGGUGUUUGUUCAUUGUUGUCAAGGGGUGUCCAGGUCGACGUCUCUUGUUAUUGCUUACCUUAUGUGGAGGGAAGGACAGAGUUUCGAUGAUGCUUUUCAGUUUGUGAAGGCGGCGAGAGGUAUUGCUGAUCCGAAUAUGGGGUUUGCUUGUCAGUUAUUGCAGUGUCAGAAAAGGGUUCAUGCAUUCCCUCUUAGUCCUAGCUCUUUGUUGAGAAUGUAUAGGAUUGCUCCUCACUCGCCGUAUGAUCCUUUGCAUCUUGUUCCGAAGAUGUUGACAGAUCCGUCUUCGUCUGCUUUGGACUCUAGGGGUGCAUUUAUUGUGCAUAUUCCUUCGGCGAUAUAUGUUUGGAUAGGUAAGAAAUGUGAAGCUAUCAUGGAAAGGGAUGCUAGAGGGGCUGCGGGUCAGAUUGUCCGGUAUGAGAGAGUGCAAGGAUCGGUUAUCAUGAUUAAGGAAGGUGAUGAACCACCAUAUUUUUGGGAUGCUUUUUCGAAGUUUUUGCCUUUGAUGGACAUGAGUGGUGGCAGUAAAGAAGAAAGUAGCAAACCAUGUCUUAAGUAUUUUCCUGGUGACAGGAAAGUUGAUGCAUAUGAUGUGGAUUUUGAAGUUUUUGGAAAAGCCAUUGUGGGAGGUUUUGUGCCUCCAUUUGCAUCAUCAGAGAAUGAACAUGAAACACAUCUUCCUGCAAGAGAGAGUAGUUGGAGUGUUUUAAGGCGGAAAGGUUCCUCUCCUAAUGUGAAGGAAUUUGUCUCAGCCCCUAAGUUAUCCCUCCCACGGGUUUAUUCAGAUUCCAUGUUGUGUAUUCAUACAUCACAAAUUCAACAAUUUCCAUCACCCUCAAUGUCGUCAACAUCAUCAACUUUAUCAUCAUCCUCUUCACCCCCUUUUGUCUCUCCAGAUUCUGUUUCUUCUGAUUCCAGCACUCACUCAAAGUUUUUGUUAGAUUUGUCCCCAGAUUCCUCCACUCUAGUUUCUCCAGUAUCUUCAUCUUUGUCUAGCUUUUCUAAUUUGUCCCUCUCGUCAAAUUCUACUUCUCAACCAACGUCUAAGUGUACAGAUAUUGAUGGCGUCAAGUUAUCACAUCCAUGUUCUCAGGCUGCCUCCUUAUCAUUGAAAAAACCAUCAACUUCCAUUGCUGAACGCAGAGGUAGUUUAUCCAAGUCUUUGAAGUUGCCACCCCUAAUGAAUAAUAACACAAAAACAAUAGAUAAACCAUCAACUAUUCGUUCCAGUCGGGAACAUGGUGUUCUUGCUAACAACAACUUUAGCUGUGUGCAAGAUUCAGACAGUAUAGAUUAUUUGUUUGAUUCUACCAACCAUGUCAAAGGUGAAGGUACGAAUUGUGAGCUGGCAUCACGUCCAGGCAUUGUUGAUAGCGCAGGCUGCAAGGAAUCACCACUUCUCAGGAACUGUGUUGAGCCUUUGGGACAUAGUUUCUCAAGAGAAGAUUUGAACUUUACCUCAUCAAGGGGAGCUAAUGAGAGUGGCUCGUUACAGUGUAGUAAGACACGAACUUUAGUAUAUCGCUGGCCCAGUCUAGAAAAGAUUGAGACUUUUGGUGCAAAUCAUUUGGGCUCGGAGGCUGCUUUUGUCAUAUUCUCUCCAAGCAUGCAUAUGCAUACAGGAAACAUUUUGUAUAUUUGGGUAGGGAGUUCUUUCAAACUGGAUACUUCACAGGCUCAGUUAGAUAGUGAUAGACAGUCUGAUUUUCUUGGAGCAGUUGACUGGAACCAAAUUGGUUGUGAUCUCCUUGCUCAGUUUGAUUUGCCGAAGAAUACAGUCACUAAGAUUGUUAAAGAGAAUGAAGAACCGCAAGAGUUCCUUGCUUUGCUGAGUUCAUUGUAGCACAAGUAGUACUAGGAGAAACCUGGGUUCAAGUAAAUUUCGCAAGCUUUCCUUCAUCUGCAGCUGUCUCUAUGUGUCAAUUUUGAAGGCUCUAAUAUGAUUUCCCCUGUGAAAAGAAAUCCAGCGAGGAGGUUGCCAUUCAAUGGGUCCAAUGUAGCUUGGCUGAUUCUACAUUGCUUUAACAUUUUCAACCUAGACAUUUAUUUGCAACAUACUGAUUUUUAUUUAAAUAUUCUCAUGUUAUUUAAGGAGGAAAAUAAUCUCAAAUCCUUCAUUAAAUGUAUCCCUUAUUGAGAAUUUAUAAAUUGAUAGAACAGCUCAAUGUUGUAUAAGUCCUUCAUUAUAACAAAAUCACAUAGUUUUAGUUGCACAUUGUAUAUUACUGAAACAUGCUUGUAUGAUAGACAUCUAUGGCAAUUAUUAUUUUAGAA